UACCUACCUACCUACUUCGAGGUUCAUCAUUGAAUGGGAAAAUAUCUCCCCCUCCCAUCCACAACAAGAAGAAAAGAAGAAGGACAAAAGAAGAAAAAAGGAUUAGAAUUAGCGCGUUGUAUUGCAUUUUCCACAAAGAUCAGAAUAUCAAGUCUUUUCCUUCUUUGAAAUCUCUCACGACGAUACGAAUUCGCAAAUGAUCUCAGUCAUUCCUUUUUCCAAUUCCAAAUUCACCUAAAAAAAAAAAAUUAAAAACCCACCUACCCACCUGCAGUUUUUCGGAAUCAUACAGUCGCAUUACGGAAUCUUCGAUGCUUACGAACAAUACAUUGGAUUCUUCUACCAUCUACGAUUCUAGAGCGGCAAAGGCUGCUCGCUUUCACGACGUCUUCCACAAAGAAAAGAAAGCUUUCUUCGCAGAUCGUACCUGGCAUAGAAACCGAUAGAGGCCCUGAUUUCCCCAUAUCGUCGGUGGAAGGUCGCGAAUCACAAUCCCCCACCGAUCUGCCUUUAUUCGACACUUCUGCCCAGGAAAACCACCGUGCAGAAUCUCUACCUCCUCAUACCAUACCUUCAAAUCGCCUGUCUUCUUCCCUCCUCAUUACCGGCGAUCAUAUUCCUUCUGCUGCGAGUUCGCCAACUGGGGCCUACGCGGACCUAUCUUUAGAUAGCGAUAAAGGCGGGGAAUUCACCAGCAAUAAAAAUCGUCGACGAUUUCCCUCCGAGGCUUUCGAAUCAGAGCAACGAGGAAAAUCUCCACGGCAUAGGGCGAUCAUGGGUGGUGCAGAAGACAUGCCGCAGAGGUCGUCGUCGCCGUUGAAACGACCAGCCUCGGAAUUAGAACCAGAUGUACCGCUGUCGAGCCAAAAGGAAGAUGUCGAUAUGGUUAUGGUGCCAGACACGCAAGAAGACUCAGAGGCUGCUAUUGCAGCUCCGACCGCAAUCAGAGCAGUAUCAAUGGAUAUGCUGAGAGAUGAACCUACCAAAGAAGAUGGUGCUCAAUCGGUGCCUGCCACUGAGGACGCUCCAAGCAUUGAUCCCAAAACAGAAAUCCCACCGAUCGACGUUCAGGUUGCGACUGUGACAAGUUUAAUCAGAGCAGCGAGAGACGGGCCACUCACCGAAGGAGACAAAACGUACCUGGUUUCGAGGAAGUGGCUUGAGAAAGUGACUUCGAACACCUCGGAGGCUCGAGCGAAAAGCAAGAACGUGGUGGAAGAAAAAAUUGGGCCAGUCGAUAAUUCUAACAUCAUUCAGCAAAUCAUCCCUCAACCUGGGCGCGAAGACUUUGUUCAACUGAAGCAUGGAAUCGGAGAAGAUUUGUUCGAAUUGUUUCCAGGUGACGCAUGGAAUAUGGUUCUAGAAUGGCAUGAUAUAAUGACGGGCACGAAACCAAUCGUUCGAUUUGCACACAACACAAACCCUGAUAAAGGACCUAAUGCAAUAGCGAAUGUGGCUUACGAAUAUCAUCCUCCAAUUUUCCAUAUCCAUCGUGUAUGGUCUGAACUUGGCGAUAAAGUGGAUGCAGCCAUCAAGUCUGCAAAUCCGGAUGCGCCUGUAGUUGUUGCGAGUAGAUCUAUGAGGAUGCAUGACUUCUUAAAACUCGUAAAGGAGGUUGCGGGGGUUCCCAUCAAGCAAAAAAUACGUCUUUGGAGAGUGCCAAGAACACUACCCGCCGCUGACCCAACCCUUGCCAGUGUUAAUGGUGCCGCAACCCCUCCUUCAUCCAGACCUGGGACACCAGUAGUCGACACCAAUGGAACGGCUCCUGAAGUACAAGAUUCAUGGAAGAAGCUAUUACUGGGUGUCGCAGAGUUCACCAAGGUGGAGAGAGAUUCGGGUAGAAUGAAGGUUGAUUUUGAGGAUUCGACAGUGAACGAUAACUACAAUGGCAAUCUGAAUCUCGGUCAAUUAGGACUUGGGGAUGAUCAAGCAAUUGUCAUUGAUGAACUUGUCGAGGGCAAAGAUGGCUUUGUUUCCAACACGAGAGUCUCGCCAAAUGGGAAAGCCAACGGUGUUGGGCGUAAAAACAAUUCAAGCAUCAUUGUUAGCAGCCAAAAUAACAGCGGUCGCAAUAGUCCAGCACCAACCUCUGGAUAUAACCUUCGUUCUUUCAACCGAAAGACGAAAAAUGGUCGCACGCCAGGAACCGUCGGUCUCGGUAACCUUGGAAAUACCUGUUACAUGAAUUCUGCUCUACAAUGUGUUCGAAGUGUGGAAGAGCUAACCAAGUAUUUUGUGCACGAUGUGUACAAGGAAGAACUCAACAGCGAUAAUCCUCUGGGUCACGGAGGCUGCGUUGCUAAGGCAUAUGCAGAUCUUCUGAAAGAAAUAUACAAGGAGCCUGCACCAGUCUCGGUUCAACCGCGGAACUUCAAGAAUACUGUUAGUAGAUUUGCCACGCAAUUCUCAGGAUACGGACAACAAGAUUCUCAAGAAUUUAUUGGAUUUUUACUUGAUGGCCUCCAAGAAGAUCUCAGCAGAGUGAGGAAGAAGCCGUAUAUUGAGAAACCUGAUUCGACUGACGAGAUGAUUGGAAACCCGGAUGCGAUCAGAGAAAUGGCCACCAAGGUCUGGGACAUUACGAAGCAACGAGAUGACUCGGUGAUUGCAGACUUGUUCACUGGAAUGUAUAAAUCUACUCUUGUCUGUCCACAUUGUGAUAAGGUCAGUAUCACUUUCGAUCCUUUCAACAACAUGACUUUACAAUUACCGAUCGAAAAUAUCUGGAGCCGGGUCGUCAAUUUCUUUCCACUCAAUGACAAACCAGUUUCCAUAGUGAUUGAGAUGGACAAGCAUGCAAGCGUUGGAACACUCAAGCGUAUUGUCAGCCAAAAGGUCGGAGUUCCAGCAGAGAGAAUUUUCUCUUGUGAGGUAUACGAAGGGAAAUUUUACAAGUGGUACCUUGAUCACGAAGUUGCUUCAGAAGCUAUCGAGGGCGCUAAGGAUAUAGCCAACUUUUACGAGUUGGAGACAAUACCUACAAAUCUUCCAAAAGACUCGGGCAAUAAGCAUACCGGUUUCAACAAAAACAACUCCGGAGACAAUGAAAGUUUGCCCUGGGAUUCUCCAGAAGCUGAGAAAUUGCUCGUUCCAGUGUUUCAUCGUCGUCCCAAGCGUGAAAGAUUUGGCAAAAAGCCGACUUCGGGUUCGUGGGAACUCACAAUUACACCUCAUUUCAUAGUGCUUAAUCCUAGCGAGGCACGAAGCGAAGAAGCCAUCAAGCGAAAGCUUUUAGAAAAGGUGGCCACAUUCACCACAUGGCCCAGUAUCAAUGAAGAAUCUGAUCCUUCAAGCGCGUCUGAGAGUCUUGAUCCAGACAUGGUUGUCACCACUGGCUCUGAUGCAGACUCAUCUGGAGACGGUAAAUUUGUUGCCCAAUCUUUGGAUGGGGAAGAUGAACUGGUCGACGUGGCCAUGAAAGAUUCUAAUCCUGUUCCUGAAUCUACCGAGCAGAGUCCUAAUGCACCUUUGAAAGUCUUUAAUAGUCGUCGGCCGAAGUGGGUGGACCCAGCAGAGUUCCUUUCGCCCGAAUUGCAGAACCUUUUUGAAAUCUCUUACAUCGUUGACUCAAAGGGAGGCAUACCAACAGCUUGGGCUGUGAGCUUAGAAUCCACCAGGUAUUCAAGAAUAUCUGAAAGAAAUCCACAAGCACAUCAAAUUAACGAAGAUGACACUUCAAACGAUUAUGAUGCUGUAGACAGUACAUCUGGAUCUGUCUCUAGUAAAUCCAGUAGGGAGAGUAGCGAUGAUACCAACGGGUUCGCUCCAAGCAUGACGAGGAUGAAUGAAGAAUCCACGAGUGAUGAUGAUGCUCUGAAGCCAAUAUCUCCUCAAAGAGCUCUUCCAGUACGACCGGCUGCGCCAAAGUCGGGCGCUAGGGUAGGUCCCAAGAAUAAACGUCGCUCACGUAACAUGAAAACUUACUCAAAGAAGGGCAAAUCAGUUGCACGAAAGCGAGAGCAAUCCGAGGUUGGGUCCGAACAAGAUCCCUCUGAUGAUGGCCCCUUGAUCCGUCUGGGUGAAGGAGUUGUUGUUGAUUGGAACGAAGAUGCAUGGGAAACAUUGUUUGGUAGUUACAACGAUAGCGACCAUUUCCGUGGAAAACCUACUUAUGAAAAUCCUCCUACUCUUGUCGAUUCACAUCUUGAUUCAAAGCGUCAAGCUCGUGAGUCGAGAAGGAAGCAAGGUAUCACUCUCGAAGAUUGUCUUGAUGAAUUCGGCAAGGAAGAAAUUCUUUCUGAGAUGGAUACUUGGUACUGUCCUAGAUGCAAAGAACAUCGUAGAGCAAGCAAGAAGUUUGAGAUUUGGAGAACGCCAGAUAUUCUUAUCAUGCAUCUGAAACGUUUCAGUGCUAGUGGUUUCCAAAGGAAUAAGCUUGUCGACCAUGUUGAUUUCCCGAUCGAAGGAUUAGACCUUUCAUCACGAGUCAUUGAAUCACAAGAUGGCAAAGAGGAAAUAUACGAUUUGAUAGCUGUUGAUGAUCAUUAUGGUGGUAUGGGUGGAGGGCACUAUACCGCUUUUGCCAAGAACUUCUCUGAUCAAAAGUGGUAUGAAUACAAUGAUUCUUCGGUGUCAGAAACAAAAAAUCUCAACAGCAUGGUCACAAAGAACGCAUAUCUCCUUUUCUACCGAAGACGUUCAUCAGAACCUCUCGGUGGUAAGGCUUUGCGUGAUAUUGUGAACUCUCUUGAUAAUGCUUCUUCGGAUGAGGAAGAUUCGGGGGAAGGCAGACGCCUCGGCGAAAACUCCUCCCAGCAUGGGUCGCCGAGCGCCUUGACAGGAGUCGGAGCAGCUCUCCGUCGGCCAGAACUUGGUUCGGAGGAUGGCGAGGCGAUGACGACAGUAAAUCCACAGGGUCUUGAUCGCCUUCCACUCGAUAACGAUGAUAACCAAGGUGACGAACCAUUUUUCGACCAUGCUAUAUACCUACCUUCAUAUAGCGACGUCCAAGCAAGUACUGAGACUGACGAAGCGAUAGACCUAUCAGAUCAAAAUAAUGUUGCACCAAAUCUUCAUCAACAAACAUGGGGUUUCCAAGCAUUUAACCAUAACUCUCCAACAUUUGCUUCUGGUGCGGCUUCUGAAGCUGGCGAAGCUGGUAGUUUAUAUGGUAGCGAUGGGAUUGAACAUGGCUCCAAUCCAGAUCAGGCUACCAAGGAUGAGCGAGAGCUAGAGUUUAAUACUGCCAUGGUUGAUGAAGACUAUCAAGAGGAGAACUACAUACCUGAUACUGAUGUCGAGGGUCCGAAUCCCCUUGAUGUGAUGGCGAUAUCAAAUGCUGUAAAGCAACGAAAUCGAGCAGAGCAACACAAUUACGAAAUCCCGGUUGAUAGGGCAGAGGAUGAGGAACCUGCUACAGAAAUACAUGUUGAGGAAGGUGAAGGGGUUUAGAAUUGAUUAAGGUUCCUUUGAUUUCUCAUAUCUUGUCGUAUGAGUGUAGUUCAUUGAAAAUAAAGGAGUUUUGGUAUUGAUUGCUACUAGCAUAAGGGGGUGGGGAUGUGGGUGAAAUGAGAAAGUCAACCCGAUACGAACAAAGAAUUGGUGGAUUUGCACAAAUGACGUUGUUAUUAGACAUGAAACUGAAUAUGCUGUUAUGAUAUUUCAUUUUACUCUAGCUCUUAUUAGCAUAUGAUUUGAUGAGGGGGAGUGGGUGGGUGAGGCAAGAGGAGGGGUGAAGAGGG
Molecule: messenger RNA, 5684 nt
Organism: Botrytis byssoidea
Lineage: Eukaryota; Fungi; Ascomycota; Leotiomycetes; Helotiales; Sclerotiniaceae
Exons: 6
Coding region: 775-5394 (1539 amino acids)
Biological process (GO): protein deubiquitination
Molecular function (GO): cysteine-type deubiquitinase activity
Source: RefSeq, a predicted model, not a curated record